CCCCAAUCCCCUGUCGUCAACUUUUCCCUAGAGUCGCCUUCAUUCUCGACGGCAUCGCUGUGCCCUACUUAUCAUGUCAUCCUCGCGUGCCUUGCGGGCUCUUCCCCGAAGGCUUCAAGGCUUGCCAAAGGCGCAUCCAUCACAGCAAACAGCCUCUACUCGGAGCCUUGCUACUAUUUGCGUGGAGGAGAAGGAUCCAGCAGAGCUUGAUCAGGUCACGACCCUUCCCAAUGGUCUUCGUGUGGCGACAGAGGCCCUACCAGGUCAUUUCGCUGGUGUAGGUGUAUAUAUUGAUGCCGGAUCGCGGUACGAAAAUGAAUCACUACGCGGCGCAAGCCACAUAGUCGAUCGUCUAGCCCUGAAGUCGACGAAAGCACGUACAUCGGACCAGAUGCUCGAGUCAAUAGAGUCGCUGGGUGGAAACAUUCAGUGUGCUUCGUCAAGAGAGUCGUUGAUGUAUCAAUCUGCGACCUUCAACUCCGCCGUACCCACAACUCUUGCCCUGCUUGCUGAAACCAUCCGACAACCAUUGGUGACUGACGAAGAGCUGGAGUCACAACUGGCCACGGCCGAGUACGAGAUUGGCGAGAUAUGGUCGAAGCCAGAGCUCAUAUUACCUGAGUUAGUGCAUAUGGCGGCCUACAAUGGCAACACACUAGGAAACCCCCUUCUGUGCCCAAAGGACCGGCUCGACAAGAUAAACCGGUCCACCAUCGAGACCUAUUUAAAGACUCUCUACAAGCCGGAGCGAAUGGUAGUGGCAUUCGCUGGAGUGGAUCAUUCGGAUGCGAUUAGGUUAGUGGAGGACUACUUUGGAGACAUGAAGAAUGGCGAAGGUCCCUCAUUACCGAGCCCAUCAGAAUUACAAGCACAUCUUGCAUCGCUUCAAGGCCAGCCGUCAGACCAUGCACAAAAUCCCGCUUCCACCAACACGGCGAAGACCUCAACUGGACUACCAGUCCAAGAACCGUCACGACUUCUCUCCAAAAUCCCUUUCCUCAAAAACCUCUCGACCUCCGCCACGGUCAAAGCUUCCGUGAAUCCGCUCUUUGACAUCUCUACUCCGACUCCAGACCAGCUAGCCGCACCAUCUCACUAUACUGGAGGCUUCCUCGCCCUGCCCACAAUCCCCCCACCCAUGAACCCAAAUCUCCCACGUCUCUCCCACAUCAACCUCGCCUUCGAAGCCCUUUCCAUCGAAUCACCUGACAUCUAUGCCCUGGCGAUUCUGCAAAUACUCCUCGGGGGCGGUGGCUCCUUCAGUGCCGGCGGCCCCGGCAAGGGCAUGUACAGCCGCCUAUACACCAACGUUCUCAACCAGAACAUAUGGGUCGAAAAUUGCGUUGCAUUCAACAACUCGUACACCGAUAGUGGCGUCUUCGGAAUUUCGGCGUCCUGCAUGCCUGGUCAGAUACGUGAAAUGCUUGAGGUCAUGUGUCGUGAGCUGGACGCGUUAAGUCACGAACACGGUUACAAGGCAUUGAAGGCACAAGAGGUGCAGCGCGCAAAAAACCAGCUGAGGAGCUCGCUCUUGAUGAACCUGGAGAGUCGCAUGGUAGGGUUGGAAGACUUGGGAAGACAGGUGCAGGUGCAUGGGCGGAAGGUCGGUGUCAAGGAGAUGUGCCGCAAGAUUGAGGAGGUCAGCAUACAAGACCUGAGGAGAGUGGCGCGGGAAGUAUUUUCUGGACAGGUGUAUAACAAAGGGCAGGGGACUGGCGCGCCUACGGUAGUAAUACAAGAAGGCGAUAUGGAGGGCCUGAAGAGGAAGGACUUCGGAUGGCAAGAGAUCCAGGAGAGGAUCGCGAGACACAAGCUUGGCCGCCGAUGAUCAUUAGCAUAUGAGCUCGCUAGAAAGGCGCCUGUAAUAUAUGUUACUGUAAAUAUUCACCUUUUAUCUCUGACAAGGCCAUUGUAAGAUUUAUAGACAUUUUUUAAACUUGAGCCCUUGUCAACCUGACACCACAUUCCACAGACAAGGCACUUCGGACUUGGCCAUGCUCCUUAUACGGCUACGAGGUAUUUCUUCACGUAGGUGUACUUGAGCCCUUGUCAAUCUCGUCAUCAGGCUGUCAGUCAUGAUAGAGUAGCAGUUUUACAAAUCCCUUUAACUUAGAGAUCUUAGUAUUGCUUUGGGUUCACUAAGGUGUGACACUGACAUAAUGAUGGGAUAGAAUAGCGUACUUUGAGCGCAAUGAGAAUGUAUGAG
This is a messenger RNA of Pseudovirgaria hyperparasitica, 2206 nucleotides long. RefSeq names its product mitochondrial processing peptidase alpha subunit. The record is from RefSeq and is a predicted model, not a curated record. Gene Ontology annotation, molecular function: metalloendopeptidase activity; metal ion binding. The transcript is spliced from 2 exons. NCBI's taxonomy places the organism in Eukaryota, Fungi, Ascomycota, Dothideomycetes, Acrospermales, Acrospermaceae. Gene Ontology annotation, cellular component: mitochondrion. Bases 74 to 1828 code for a protein of 584 amino acids.